Messenger RNA from Candida albicans SC5314, 1104 nucleotides. RefSeq lists its product as uncharacterized. The coding region runs from base 1 to 1104 and encodes 367 amino acids. The transcript has a single exon. Gene Ontology annotation, molecular function: electron-transferring-flavoprotein dehydrogenase activity; flavin adenine dinucleotide binding. The record is from RefSeq and is a predicted model, not a curated record. NCBI's taxonomy places the organism in Eukaryota, Fungi, Ascomycota, Pichiomycetes, Serinales, Debaryomycetaceae. Gene Ontology annotation, cellular component: cytoplasm.
AUGUCUAAAGAGAAAAGUAAACAGAUUGUCAUAAUUGGUGGUUCAUAUGCUGGAAUUUUGGCUUUGAAGACUUUGCUCAAAUCAUCACCAAUUGAAUUGAAUAUCACUUUAAUCUCACCAAAUGAUUCAGGGUAUUUUAAUGCUGCAGCUCCAAGAUUAUUAAUCGAGCCAGAAAGUAUUGAGAAAACUAUAUUUCCUAUUAAACCUACUAUUGAAAAAUUAACCAGUGGAACUAUUCAUACAGCAAAAUUCCUUCAAGGUGUGGUCACAAAAGUUGAUUUGACUAAUCAAAAGGUUUUUGUUGAUAACGAAUCGGAAAUCGAUUAUGACAAUUUGAUUAUUGCUUCUGGUGCUAGAGCAAAAUCACCGGCAUUUAAAUUAACCAACAAUAACGAUCAAAAUUACACUAUAAAGGCAAUUUUGGAGCUUGGUGACGAGAUCAAAGCAGCCAAUAAUAUUGCUGUAAUUGGAGGUGGGAGUACUGGUGUGGAAACCUCUGCUGAGAUUGCAUUCAAAUAUUCUGACAAAAACGUGGUAUUGUACACAGGAGCUUCAAGACCUUUGCCCUCAUUUCCCAAAUCCACUAGCUCCAAAGCAACAGGCAAGUUGAAUCAGCUUGGAAUAGAAAUUGUCAAUGGCGAGAGAGUCAAUGUCAAAGAUAAAACGAUCGAGUUUGCAGAUGGUUCAACAAAGUCAUUUGAUUUGAUUAUUGAAACACUGGGCCUUUUACCCAACACCGAUUUUCUUCCUAAGAAAGUUUUGAAUGAAUAUGGAUAUGUUGACACAGAUGAAUACCUUCGUUUGAAAGACCACCACAAUGUAAUAUGUUUGGGAGACGUGGUUGCCCUGGGUGCAAACUCAAUAGUUGAUCUUGUAUAUACUCAAAAACCCGUUUUUGAAAAGACUGUUGAAUUUGAAGUGGUUGAUAACGAAGCAACUCAAUUGAAAGCAUACCAGAAAGCCAGUGGUAUCACUACAUUUAUCCCAAUUGGUAGAAAUGGAGGUGUUGGAUUAUUGUUUGGUUACUGUGUACCAAGCUUUUUAAUUUGGUUUGCUAAGGCAAGAGAUUUUAUGAUUUCCAAAGCUGGGGAGCAUUUUACGUGA